CAACCAAUCACUAUUGAGAAUAGCCGUCGCUCCGACUUCCUUUCCACAUGUGAGCCGAUAAUUUCACCAUCCGUCAACGAUGGCUCACUAUAACUUUAAGAAAAUCACGGUUGUACCACCCGCAAAGGACUUUGUUGAUAUUGUUUUAUCCAAAACCCAACGAAAAACACCAACAGUUGUUCACAAACACUACAAGAUCUCCAGAAUAAGAACAUUUUACAUGCGAAAAAUCAAGUUUGCCUCUCAAACGUUUCAUGACAAGUUCACUCAGAUUAUACAAGAAUUCCCUAAACUAGAGGAUGUCCAUCCAUUCUAUGCUGACCUGAUGAAUGUGCUGUAUGACAAGGAUCAUUACAAACUCGCCCUCGGCCAGAUCAACACUGCCCGUCAUCUCAUCGACAAUGUGGCCAAAGAUUACUACCGACUGCUGAAGUACGGUGAUUCCCUGUACAGAUGUAAACAGCUGAAAAAAGCUGCCUUAGGAAGGAUGUGCACAGUAAUGAAGCGUCAGAAACAGAGUUUGGAGUACCUGGAGCAGGUACGACAACAUCUCUCUCGUCUGCCAUCAAUAGACCCCAACACCAGGACGCUGCUGAUCUGUGGUUUUCCUAACGUCGGCAAAUCUAGCUUCAUUAACAAGAUAACUCGGGCAGAUGUAGAGGUCCAACCUUACGCCUUCACAACCAAGUCCCUAUUUGUUGGUCAUACAGAUUACAAGUACCUACGAUGGCAGGUAGUUGAUACACCUGGGAUUCUAGAUCACUCAUUGGAGGACAGAAACACAAUAGAGAUGCAGGCCAUCACAGCUCUAGCUCAUCUACGGUCAGCCGUCCUGUACAUCAUGGACGUGUCCGAACAGUGCGGUCACUCCCUAGAACAACAGCAUAACCUUUUCAGCAGUAUAAAACCUCUGUUUUCAAACAAACCUCUUAUUGUCGUAGCCAACAAAAUUGAUGUAACAAAAGUAGAAGAUCUUCCAGAAGACAAACAGCAAAUAUUUAAAGAUUUUGAAGAAGAAAAUAUUCCAGUAUUACACAUGAGUACUCUGACAGAGGAGGGAGUUAUGCAGGUUAAAACUGAUGCAUGUGAAAAACUUUUAGCUCACAGAAUAGAGACGAAAAUAAAAUUGAAGAAAGUGUCGGACGUAAUGAACCGAUUACAUGUGGCCAUGCCAGCUAAAAGAGACAGCAAGGAGAGACCGCCAUGCAUACCACCAGGAAGGCUUAGGAAAGAACAGGCAAUGGACACCGGAAUCAAGAAAAAGACAGAGCGAGACUUGGAGCUGGAGCAGGGAGACGAUUACUACCUGGAUCUUAGGAAAAACUGGGAUUUAGUCAAAAAAGACCAGACAUAUGAUGUCAUCCCCGAAAUCUGGCAAGGUCACAAUGUGGCAGACUUUAUAGAUCCAGAUAUCAUGGAGAAACUUGAUGUACUUGAGAAAGAGGAGGACUUACGAGAAAAGGCUGGUUACUAUAACAACGAGAGCAGUGAAGAGGAUGAGGAGAUGAAAUUUAUAAGACGCACAGCCAAGAAGAUUAAAGAAAAGAGGAAGAUAAUGACAAUUGAAUCAAGAGAGAAACGCCGCAUUAACAAGCCUCGUCUGCCAAAGAAAGCACAGAAGAUUGACGCAAAUGACAUGGCGGCUGAUAUGGGAGAAAUGGGUGUGGAGAUUGAAGGAGGGACUCAUUUGGCUAGAGCUAGGUCCAGGAGUGCCACCAGACAAGCCCAGAAAAGGAAACGCAGCGAGUCCACUGCUAUGGAAAGUACUGCCAAGACUAGGAGCCAGAGUCGCUCAAAGAUGCCAAGGGAUAAAUCUGGUGUUCGGGAUGUUGUGAUGGCCACCAAGGUGAAGAAGAUUGCAAGGAAAGCACAAGUUCCACGAAACAGAGAUGCCAAGAAGGGUGAGGGUGAUCGGGUGAUCCUUAACAUGAUGCCAAAACAUCUGUACGCUGGUAAACGUGGAACUGGCAAAACGCAGCGGCGUUAAAAAGAACAGAUGGGUGGAAUACAGACAUCAACAAACAUCAAUACACAUCCUCGUAACAUAAGUGUGUCUGUAACAAGGAUGAUUCUUGCACAGACAUAAAUUGGUUUUGGUGAGACAAAAUACCAAUAUUUUGUUGGUAUAUCUUGAGCCAGAAAGAUUAUUAAGUGAUAAACAACGACAAAACAAUGAAAAUUGACAAAGCUGUAAUUUUCAUAACGUGACCGUGACUUUAAUCCGUAACAUCAGCGAUCAUAUUGUGAUCGUGACUUAAAUCCGUAACAUCAACCAUGUUUUACCCUUUCAAUAAAUUAAUUUGAUGAUGGUG
This is a messenger RNA of Pecten maximus, 2312 nucleotides long. RefSeq names its product nucleolar GTP-binding protein 1-like. Gene Ontology annotation, molecular function: GTPase activity; GTP binding; RNA binding. Gene Ontology annotation, cellular component: nucleolus. Gene Ontology annotation, biological process: ribosomal large subunit biogenesis. The transcript has 17 exons. Bases 80 to 1987 code for a protein of 635 amino acids. The record is from RefSeq and is a predicted model, not a curated record. NCBI's taxonomy places the organism in Eukaryota, Metazoa, Mollusca, Bivalvia, Pectinida, Pectinidae.